Molecule: messenger RNA, 4701 nt
Organism: Penicillium arizonense
Lineage: Eukaryota; Fungi; Ascomycota; Eurotiomycetes; Eurotiales; Aspergillaceae
Product: mediator of RNA polymerase II transcription subunit 12
Exons: 6
Coding region: 1-4701 (1566 amino acids)
Biological process (GO): regulation of transcription by RNA polymerase II
Cellular component (GO): mediator complex
Molecular function (GO): transcription coregulator activity
Source: RefSeq, a predicted model, not a curated record
AUGAUCCCCCAAUCUUCCGGCCAACCGUGGGGCCCUUCUCUACGAACGGUCAAUGGCCCCGGACGGGUUGAGAAUGCGAUGUUAGGCCAUGAUCAUCUCGACAGGCCUAUGCCGCAGCCGCCGAUCCGCCCAGCCGUCGUCGACCUGACCGCAGGCGGUCCAGAGUCGCAGGAUCGAGAACCACCCCCCAAACGACCGAGAUUGGAUGUGCCAGGUGGAUCAAAUGCGACGGAUACUGGUGCGACUAUGAGCGCAGAGGCAAGGAGUGCUCCUGGAAGCGCAACUCCGCGACCUACGGUGUCGUGGCGCGGCCGGCCGCUCUGGUCCUUUCAAGCCGUGGUGUCGGAACUUCCGAACAACGAGAAUCGAGGCGAUGGCACCGGUUCGAAGCCUCCAUCGCCGCCGCCGUUACCUGCUCAGCCAUGGGAGAUCCCCGCUGUCGAGCCCCCGGCAACCACCGUUGUGAAGUCGAGGGAAAGCUCACCCGUCGGCGCUGUACAGACGACCCCAUAUCGCAUUGAGACCCCCUCCGCUGCCCCGGUAUACAAGAACCAAAAACCCGCCGAUUUCACCCCAUGGACCGGGAACCAUCCCGAGGACAUCCUCAACGAGCAAACCGCGAAACAAGGAUAUUACGACCGGACACAAGUCUCCCAGAAUGAAUCCAAUACCGCAAGACCAGCUCUUUACGCGCAGUUGAAACACCGGACGGGGUUGCAGAUGCUCUCGUCGGUCUUUGCCGCGGCAUUAGAGAAACGGCAGAACCACAACACCAUCCACGCACCGUCAACCUUUAAACCGCCUCCUCGAGUCACUCUCACAGAUAACAAGCGCGAAGGCUGGCUUCGCGAUCUCGCCAAUCCAACUGUUCCGCUGCGAAGGCUGAGCCGAACCAUUCCACACGGUAUCCGCGGCAAGGUUCUUCUGGACCAGUGCCUCGGGAAAUGGAUUCCUGUCGCACGCGCUGUCUGGCUCGCCAAAUGUGUCGGUGCUAAUGAGAUUCGUGCGUUCAAGCGCAAAGGCACAAGCGGUGCGCUGGCUGUCGGCUUGGAGGCGAAAUGGGUUCGGGAAUGGACGGCAAAUGUUCAACAGUUUGUCGAGGGUGUAUUCAGCGCGCCAAAAUCCUCGGACUGGAAGGCCAAGAUGACUUAUGCUGUUGGGUUGACUGCUCGUCUGUUCUUCGAAAACCUGCUCGAUCAUGAUCACUUCCUUGAGUGGUUUUUGACAUCCUUUGAGGCUGCCUCGCUCGGUACAAUCCCCGUCUGGCUGUUGAUGCUCGGUGUAUAUUGGAAUAGUAUAAUGCGAUAUCGACGAAGAGGGCGACGACUGGCCGAGCUGCUGCUCGAAAAGCUGCGCCAGGCAAAUGAAGCAAAACUUGCUUCUCUUCAACCUCUCAUCGAUCGACUUGCUCGCUUCAUCAAACGUCUCGUUUGUGACCAUACGCCCUCAAUGAUCCUCCCGAACACUUGGGAGACGUAUAAACAACAAGUGUCAUCGGUUCUCGACCUAGAAAAAGCAUGUGAAAAAGCCCUAUUCCAAAACCUCGCCGAACGCAAUGCGCGAGUGCAGCGGCCAAAUCAUUCCAAACAAACCAACAACCGCUCACCACAUCAACGCAUCAUCCGACACCUCGAUUCCAUCCGCUCCGCACACGACAUCUCCUCCAUGUCCUCCUACUUCGACACCUUUGAAGACAAGGCUGAGUUGGUCUCCAAGCUGCUGGAAUGGCUGUCCACGCCCUUCCGCCAUGGCCUCUGCCGGGUCUACAUCGGUGCUCGCCUUCUUCGAAAAUGGAAAUCAGCUGGCGUGGACAUAGACAGCCACAUACUCGCUUUUCUCUCACGUGGACGGAAUAAUCAGAAGUUGAACAUGGACCAGAUCUAUCAUGUUAUCUCUGAGCUUGUCAGGUCACAGACAUUCUCAGUUGGUCGCUAUCUUCAGUGGCUUAUGGCGAGAGGUGUUACCAAUAGCCCUUCAAUCACAGAUCAUUAUAUAAAGGACUUACCAAUCGACAUCGGACUGAUCGCGCAACUUCCCGUUGGUCGUCUUCCAGAACACGUUGCGAAUUUGCGCAACACUCUGCAAACACGGACUGGGCUAUCUGUUUCUGAAGAAUAUGCCGUAAUUGACAAUGUGAAAGAGAUCAUCAGCCAACGUCUGCCGGGGAUUUUUGGUGACAAUGCACGUACGACAAUGGCAGUAGAUUCAUUACCGUCGAGCCUAACGUGGGCCGUCAAGGCGGAAAUUGGUCAGUGGCUACGCCGUGCCAUUGCCCAACACAAUCGAAAUGCAGCAGAAUCGACUACUGCGGCAUUCCCUGCUGGUGCUGUUCCCGUGGUAUCUGCGCUAACUCCCACCGAGAUCUAUAUUGUCCGUGACAUUCUGGAAUCAUUUGGGGACAUCUCAAUGUUAGCUGAUGUAUUGAACUUCGCAUCAAGCUGCACCGACAGCACUGUCCUUGCAUCAGUAGCAGAUACCACAAACUGCCAUUUCGACUCUCUCUGCGUGAUCGGCGCUACAACCGAUCUCUUCCGGCGACUUAUUGAUGCAUACGCAGGCAUCAAGAGGUUCGGCGUGCCAGGCCUUGAUUUGGUUUUCUCUCUGAUCGAACUUGGCUUGCGUAUUCCGAGCGAGGUCAAUACUGUUGCAAUUCUUCGGCAGGAUCUCUCCCGCAUGGAAAACAAGUCGAUCAUGGCUGCGUACUCCCCCGUCUCUGACCACAUCCCCGACAACUUCGGUGACACCGAUCCCUUCCUUCGAGAGAAGUUGGAUCAGAUUUUACUGACAGGAAAUGUCAUGGAUGAGCCCACUUUGGACGCGAUAUUCAGCGCAUUGACGAAACAUCUGGAGGCCGAGGAGGGUCAUUCGAAACUGUCAGCAAACGAUACAUGUCGUUACCUGGCACAGUUGAGGUCUUUCCACCCGAAACACUUCGAUGUCAUUCUCGCCCGCUGGGUCUGUGGCCAUCUGCGAUCGCCUGACCGUACUACUUUGCUACGGAUUCUCCCGCCGCUCAUCGGUGUCGGAUGCGUUACCAUUCGAGCAUUCCUGGCCCUUGCGAUGAGACUUGCGCUGUCUACACCAGCGAAAAUUCCCAAUACAGCUCACUUGCCGGCAGACCUCGUCCAGCUUCUCUUGCCUUCCACUAAAGAGAACAGACGGUUUGAUCUGGUCUCCUAUCGGUUCCAGCUAGCACAACAGGAAUUCCUCACCAAGAAUACUGAGGAAGCGCUCAAGAUCGUUUGCGAUGCGGCGGCUUCAGCCAAUACCGGUGAUGAUGCUCCGGCCAAGUACAGUGAUCUGGAGAACUCGAUGGUCAUAUUGCUGCGUGAUCUUCUCGUGAGAAAGCCUGAGUGUGUGGCGCAGAAGUGCAUGCAAAAGCUCGCUGAGCAGUAUCCGGCCGCUUUGGGUAUGGUUCAGAAAGCACUUGAUCUUCUUCUGGGUAUUGAUUCACACUCAGAUGGAAAAUCAGUUCUUUCCGAGAUUGAGAAGCUGGCUAGUAUGACCGACGACUUUUCGCUUCCAUUCUGUCAACUCAAGCUGCAAGUACUAUUCCACGCAGAUUCAGGAACUGAGGAUCGCAACAGUAUUGUCGAUGCCAUGUUCAAGACGGCUGUGGCAGAUUCCCGCGCCCACAGGCUUCAUUGGGUUGAUCUUGUUGCGCUGAUGAGCCCCGAUGCAGUUCGACAGAUUCGCGAACGUGCCGAAAAGGAGUUCUUCUCUGUUCCACUCUUGGAAGACUCGACCAGCGAUACGCCCGAUCAACCCGACAAGCUGGGGCCACUAGAAACAGCCAAAUUGUAUCUCACCAUCAUCGAAGAACUCGCAGGCAGCGUCCCCGAGUCCGGAACCUCAUCCGUCGGCUCAGUCCUUGUGGAGAAGAUGGACGCACUCCUGCACAAGAUCAUCACAAUGCACAGUACCCUCGUCAACACCCAAAGCACAGCCAGCCAAACCCGCUCAAAAUUCGAACGCGGCCUCGCAUUCUGGUUCUCAGCGCUCCUCCGCAUGGUCGUCAUCCAUCGCUCCGCCUUCAUCCACCAACCCCAAACGCUCAAGCCUAACCCUCCCCACGACCAACUCCGCCUCCUAAUCUCAAUCUUCUGCAUCGCCCUCUCCCGCCUCCCAGGCAAUGUCCUUCGCCUCUUCCCAGCAGCGGACUACUUCCCCCACCCAACGUCAACCCCGGAAGACUACCGCCCCUGCCCAGGAAUCCUCCUUCAAACCCACGCCCUCGACGUGGCAGCCUCCCUCAUCGAUAUCUUCUCCGAUGAAGUCCGCUUCCAAUGCGCCCGCUUCCUCAAAGAGAAAUGUCCCUCUUUCGUGCCAUUCCAGAAUGACUCCCGUUUCCUCUACCUCCUCGGUCCGACGCCUGAUCAGUCCUCUGUCAAUCCACAGCACGUCUCUGCCCCGUCACCGGCGGCGUCAGCGUCGACUCCUACCCCCACGCCUGCGCCUUUCCCUGCUGUCGGUGCAUCCGCUGCGCAGCAGUCUGCCGUUGCGGCGUCUAGCUUGUCGAGUGGAUAUCCUGAUGAUACGAAUUGCAUGGCGAGUCGGUUGCGUCUUCAACAUCGGGGCAGAGUCGUUGGGCCUUAUCCUGUAAGGCCUUGGGAGUUGCUUGAGGAUGCGGCGCCGUUUGUGGGUGUUAAUGAUACGGCCGUUAACUUGGGCUAUUUCGAUGCUCGGCGUGUGAGAGCUUGA